GUCUUGACCUGAUUGCGGCAUCUUGGUGACCCCGACGUGAUCCUGCUCUGUGCGACUUGAUACCUGCAAAUUCCCGAGGUGCGGUUGCGACCGGACAUCCGAGAGAGACGUGUUUUGUGGCCACAGUCGACCGGUAACGAUACCAUCUGGAUCCCAGCCAAAUGGGUUCGACCGUGGAUCAAAAAGGCAUUACCUUCCUGACUCUUUCUCUCCUUCUCCUGUUAUUUGCCAUCGGUGAGACGCAAGCCCAAGAAAAUCUGUGGAUUCAAUGGGCAAUUCAGACAAACACCUCUGCCUUUUGCUUGCAUCUCACUGCAGCAACUAAUCCUUUUAAGACUUGCCUAAUCGGUGUUCCUGUAAGUCCAUUUGAGCUUGCUAAGAAUGUAGUAAGUAUAAAUUGUACUGCACGAAAUGCUAGUUAUUGCUUAGGUAUGGUGUUAAAAAGUUUUAAAGAACCUUUGCCUUGGGAUCCUCAGGAGUUAAACCUACUGGAUAGUCGACCAUCAAAUGGUUCAGGAUGUGUCUUUUUUGGAUCGUACAAUUUAACAGAAAAGAAAAGACGUACCUGGUUAACACCUCACAAAAAUUACAACACGUCCCAAUAUUGUUCUCCUGAUCGCGUUUAUGGAUGGGGUUCAGGCCACAUUCACCUUAAUUAUUCCUAUGCUACCUCCUUGCCACAUCAAAUAUACCUUAUCUGUGGUGAUAGAGCGUGGCAAGGCAUCCCCAAAGAAGCUCAUGGGGGAGCUUGUUAUCUUGGAAAACUUGCUCUCCUAGCACCUUCUAAAGAGCAAUGGCAAACCAUACUGCAUGGCAAAACACAAAGAGCUCGUAGAAGUCUCGAACAAUUGCCCUCAGACUGUUCUGAUGAGGUAAGCUUGUGGGGAACCACAGCUCGAGUGUUUGCUGCCAUAAUUCCCCAAAUCGCAGCAGAAGAAGCGUUGACCCAAUUACAACACCUUGCGUGUUGGACUGCUAAACAAGCUAAUGUCACCACUAAUGUACUUUCCCAAUUGGCACAAGAUAUGAGCAGCAUGCGCAAGGCUGUGCUCCAAAAUCGAGCUGCCAUCGAUUACUUGCUAUUGGUACAAGGAAAAGGUUGUGAGGAAGACCAAGGACUCUGCUGUUUUAAUCUCUCAGAUCACUCAGAGUCCAUCCAGGAGCAAUUGAAGUGGUUGAAAGAACAUACAAAAAGGAUCACUGUGAGCACAAAUCCUUUGGACGAUUGGUUACUAUCAUUAGGUUUAUCUGCAUGGGUCAAGGAUGUUUUGAAAUGGAUAUGUAUCAUUGUAUUAAUUAUUGGAAUUGUACUCUGUAUGGCUCCUUGUAUUAUUCAGUGCUUUGCUAGUAGAAUUCAUAGUAUGGCUGAUGCAGUUUUUGAUAAGAGAGGGGGAGAUGUUGCGGGAUUAACAGGCGCUGUAAUGUGGAAACCAUUCUUCAAGAAGAUGUCGUGACUGACCCAGGGCGAAGUGACCUUGUCCGCGCAGGAAGCGAAGUAAACAAGGCCAUAAAACUUGAGGGAUGUCACAGACCAGGAUGUUUAAGU
Messenger RNA from Manacus vitellinus (golden-collared manakin), 1546 nucleotides. RefSeq names its product syncytin-2-like. NCBI's taxonomy places the organism in Eukaryota, Metazoa, Chordata, Aves, Passeriformes, Pipridae. The transcript has 2 exons. The record is from RefSeq and is a predicted model, not a curated record. The coding region runs from base 162 to 1454 and encodes 430 amino acids.